UCCCCUCUAUGCAUGAUGGGACGUGUAGUCCUUUGCAAACCUAGAGGCCCCCUCGCAGUGCGAUGGGAGCCGGCUCUAGGUGAGGCGCGGCGGACGCGGCCUUGUAUCCUUCCGGCCGGCGGCCCCGCCCCCGGUAUGGCGGCCACGGGCACAGCCAAGGCCGGGGUGGGUGUCGGGGCCGGGGGGGGCCGCGGUCCGUCCGGCGCCGCCGUGAAGGUUCUUGAGUGUGGAGUCUGUGAAGAUGUAUUUUCUUUGCAAGGUGACAAAGUUCCCCGGCUGCUUUUGUGUGGCCACACUGUCUGCCAUGAUUGUCUUACCCGGCUUCCCCUUCAUGGCAGAGCAGUUCGUUGUCCUUUUGAUCGACAGGUUACUGAACUAGGAGAUUCUGGUGUCUGGGGCUUGAAAAAGAAUUUUGCUUUGUUGGAACUCUUGGAACGGUUACAGAAUGGACCUGCUGGGCAGUGUGGGACAGCAGAAGAAGCCAUUGGUCUGUCUGGAGAGAGUAUCAUUCGUUGCGACGAAGAUGAAGCACAUGUUGCAUCUGUAUAUUGUACUGUUUGUGCCACUCACCUGUGCGCAGACUGUUCCCAGCUUACUCAUUCUACAAAGACACUAGCAAAACAUAGGCGUGUACCUCUUGCUGAUAAGCCUCAUGAGAAGACCAUGUGCUCCCAACAUCAAGUACAUGCUAUUGAGUUUGUUUGUUUAGAAGAGGGCUGCCAGGCGAGUCCUCUUAUGUGUUGUGUCUGCAAAGAGUACGGGAAGCAUCAAGGUCACAAGCAUUCUGUCUUGGAACCAGAAGCAAACCAGAUUCGUGCAUCCAUUUUGGACAUGGCCCACUGUAUAAGAACUUUCACAGAAGAAAUCUCAGAUUAUUCCAGAAAAUUAGUUGGAAUUGUUCAGCAUAUAGAAGGAGGAGAGCAGAUAGUUGAAGAUGGAGUUGGAAUGGCCCAUACUGAACACGUACCAGGGACUGCAGAGAACGCUCGCUCAUGUGUCCGAGCCUAUUUUUCUGAUCUUCACGAAACCCUUUGUCGUCAGGAAGAAAUGGCUCUUAGUGUUGUCGAUGCUCAUGUGAGAGAGAAGUUGAUCUGGCUUAGGCAACAGCAAGAAGACAUGACCAUCCUCUUGUCACAGGUUUCAACAGCUUGCCUUCAUUGUGAAAAGACUUUACAACAGGAUGACUGCAGAGUAGUGUUGGCCAAACAGGAAAUUACAAGAUUUCUGGAGACGUUACAGAAACAGCAGCAGCAGUUUACAGAACUUGCAGAUCAUGUACAGCUGGAUGCUAGCAUACCUGUCACUUUUACAAAGGACAACAGGGUACAUAUUGGACCAAAAAUGGAAAUUCGGGUUGUCACUCUAGGAUUAGAUGGAGCUGGCAAAACAACUAUUCUGUUUAAGUUAAAACAAGAUGAAUUCAUGCAGCCAAUUCCAACGAUUGGUUUUAAUGUUGAAACAGUGGAAUACAAGAAUCUGAAGUUUACCAUUUGGGAUGUAGGAGGGAAGCACAAAUUGAGGCCCUUGUGGAAACAUUAUUAUCUAAAUACACAAGCGGUGGUGUUUGUUGUUGAUAGCAGUCACAGAGACAGGGUCAGUGAAGCACACAGUGAACUUGCAAAAUUAUUAACAGAGAAGGAAUUGCGAGAUGCCUUGCUCUUGCUCUUUGCCAAUAAACAGGAUGUAGCAGGUGCACUUUCAGUGGAAGAAAUCACAGAACUGCUCAGUCUCCACAAACUCUGCUGUGGCCGUAGCUGGUAUAUUCAGGGUUGUGAUGCCCGAAGUGGGACAGGACUUUAUGAAGGACUGGACUGGCUUUCAAGGCAGUUAGUGGCUGCGGGUGUCCUGGAUGUGGCUUAGUUUUACAGCAACUGCAAUUUAAGGUUGUAGUUUACUGUUUUGCUUUGUUUUCUUUGCACAAUUUAGGAUGUUGUAGCCAUGUCUGCUCUCUGAGGAGGGGACUUUGUGUAACUUGAUGGUUACAGAAAAGUAUAAGCUUUUAUCCUAGAUUGGGUAAUUGUUUCAGUGAACUUGUGCAGUUGUAGUUGGUUUGGAAUUUGAUACAAGUAAUGGAAUGGAAUAGUGAAAAGGGUGCCUUGAAAUUCUUUUUGGUGACAUUAGGAUGUUGCAAUUUAAAAUUCUUCCAUGAUAAAGUAUACAUUGGAAUUCAUCUAAUAGUUAUAAUAAGGUUACAGUAGUUAAAUGGUGCUUUCAUCUAAAGGUGGCAUUGAAAAUUACAUGGAAGUACACCACAAAAAGAAAAUUUUUCCCUUAUUGUUUAUUUUCUUUCCUGUUUAUUACCGGGAGUUUGCAUAACUAAGCAAAGAAAACUGAGAAUGGGAAAUGGUGUUGUGGAGCUGUGGCAUUGUUUAGCUCUUCAUUUUCUAGUCUGGCUGAAGGGGUUAGUUGUUUGAUGUUUUUUUUUUUGUUAAUUGUGCACAUGCUAAAUUAUUUAUAGGCAGACUAUAGUGAUAAUGAUGUGAAAGUGUUUUGUGCAUGCUUGAGGACAUAAUCUGCCCCUAGAGAUUAAGUUUACUCCUCAAGAAGUAAAAUGAAGUUAAAAAAAAAAA
Cuculus canorus (common cuckoo) is the source of this 2570-nucleotide messenger RNA. RefSeq names its product tripartite motif containing 23 (gene TRIM23). Lineage: Eukaryota; Metazoa; Chordata; Aves; Cuculiformes; Cuculidae. Gene Ontology annotation, cellular component: lysosomal membrane; cytoplasm; plasma membrane. The transcript has 11 exons. The record is from RefSeq and is a predicted model, not a curated record. Bases 13 to 1860 code for a protein of 615 amino acids. Gene Ontology annotation, biological process: vesicle-mediated transport; intracellular protein transport. Gene Ontology annotation, molecular function: GTPase activity; zinc ion binding; GTP binding.